This is a messenger RNA of Hydractinia symbiolongicarpus, 3657 nucleotides long. Its product is annotated as TNF receptor-associated factor 5-like. The coding region runs from base 689 to 2215 and encodes 508 amino acids. Gene Ontology annotation, molecular function: zinc ion binding. The record is from RefSeq and is a predicted model, not a curated record. The transcript is spliced from 8 exons. Lineage: Eukaryota; Metazoa; Cnidaria; Hydrozoa; Anthoathecata; Hydractiniidae.
AGUUUACUUUAGGAAGAUAGGGAUGUCUAGUUUCUGCUGAUGACCGUCCGCGGACCUUUUCGAGGUGACCCAGCUAGUCAUCCUGGGUACUUAGGUUCAGAAGUAUGGGUUGAAACCUUCCUGCCCUUUGUUAAAGUUCUGUCCAUCUUUUCAAAUGUAUUGUGUCGUUUUUAUUUUGCUUUUUAUUUUUAAUUCCUUGAAAGAGGGAGAAUUAUACUUCUGAAGGCAUUUCCUCUGGGGAGUACAACCUCUAGUUUGUUUCCAAAGACCUAACAGGUUGAGUUCAUCAUUGUGGUGGGUAGCCACCACUUUGUAAAUUAUUUUCUUAAUAUAAAAUUACAGAGGACCUUUACAACCAUUCGAAAAACGCGUUGCUCCGUGCAACAGUCAUGGACCCUAUGGCGUGAAAAUAUUCCAGGAAUCUAGAUCUUAAUUAAAAAGUAUUAGACAGACUAAUUCAUAAACGGUGAGUAGGACAAAGACAGCUAAUAAAGUUAUACUGCAGUCAUAGGUACAACAAUAUAGCAAGAUUUUAAUUAAACAUCACAAUAUGAAAUCAAAUGCUCCUACUUUCUCAUUAAAAUAUUAUUUAGCCAAGUAACUCGGAGAAAGCUAUCAGUUCACGUUGAUUUUUGCACGUUUCGGUGGCAUUCCAAAAUUUUUAUGCAAAAUAUCUUGAAAAUAAAAGAUGGCUACAAAUCAUGACCUUAAAGUUGUUGAGAAAGUGAAAGGAGGUUUGUAUUGUGUUAUUUGUCAGAUACUGAUAAAAGAUGAUAUGCAGUUAGGUUGCGAUCAUGGUCUAUGUAAAAGCUGUUUGGAUGACUUAAAGAAGAUCAGCGAAAAAAGUGGUUUCGGAUUUGUCUGCCCGAGAUGUCGUUUUGAAAUAUUCCAAACACAGGGACAACCGUCAAUAAUGAUAGAUUGGAUGCUUUCAUCUGUGACAGCUAAAUAUAAGAAUACCGCAAAAGGAUGUGAGUGGACUGGUGAGCUUUGCAAGAUGAUGGACCAUCUUGUCAAAGAAUGCAAUUUUCAUCUCGUUACUUCCUCCUUUACACACUGCGAGGAAAAUGUUGAAAGAUAUGUUCUUGCAGAACAUCAGGUGGAAUGUCCUUAUAAAUCUAUAACAUGCAGAUAUUGCAGAUGGGUAUGUUGCCAAUCACAAAUCCAGGAUCAUUAUAGUACAUGUGAUAAAUACCCUGUGAAAUGCCCAUACAACUGCUCAGAUGAGUUUAUUGAGAGAGAAAAGGUGGAGGAGCAUUGCAAUACCUGUGGUAAAGAGAUUAUCCAAUGUGAAUUUGUAUCUUAUGGAUGCGAUUUCACGUGUCCUAGAGAGAAUAUGUCGGUGCAUAAUCAAGAUGCUUCUCGUCAUUUAUCUUUAACUGUGAAAAAAUAUCAUGUAGAUAUGCAAGAAAUGAAAGAGGAAAUAGAUAAAUUACACAGUCAAGCUGUUAUCAGGGAAAAUUCUGAAAUAGACUUUUACCAGGAAAAAGUUUCUGAAUUGGUAAAACAAAAGGAAAAUAGCAAUUCAGUUAACUUCAAGAAGCUUUUCGAACCUUCUAUAAUCAAAUAUCAAAUACACUUCGGAUAUUUUGUAAAGGGAGUGCCAUGGUUAAUAACGAAAUUGGAAGAAGUAUGCGAGGGGAAAGAUCAUACUUGUAAAGCUGUGUACGAAGCAAUUCUAAAGGAAUACAUUAAGAUGUUAAAAGGAUCUAUCACAGAUCUGAAGAAAGAAGUUCACCUUCCUAAUAAUGUUUGGGAAAAAAUUGAAAACAAUAUUGAAAAGGAGUUACCAAAACAACUGGCAAUCAAAGGCAAGGAUUUCAUUAAAACGUCCUUAUCAUUGAAAAACCGCUUACACAAUUUUGUUGAGCGGUUAAAGCCAAAUACCAUGUAUCAAAUUGAAGGAAACCGAUUUUAUAAACUUUAUAACACUAAUUACGCUUUGGCCAGACUUUUUAGCAUAACUUCGCAGCAAGGUUGCAGUGUGUUUGGAGAUGAAUUUCUUGAUUGUUCAGUGACAUACUACAACUUUUGUCUCACUUUGAAAACAAGAGAAAAGUUUUGUUGUGUGAUUUAUACAGAUGCAAAUUCCGAAGAAGGACAUAAAAUUGAGAUUGAUGGUACUCAAUUAUCCUUUGAAACAGCAAAAUAUUAUUUUUCAUCAUAUUAUAGAAAGUAUUACAUUAUUGUAAGGUUCAGUAACAGAACCAUUUAACAACAAGAAGAUAACACGUAUGUGAGUAACAACACACAACCGACUUAACACAACUUUCUUCAGCGUGAAAAAAAAUUUUCAAUUCAAUUUUUUUUUAAGGAUUUUUCUAUAUUAAUAGUUGUAUUUUGUAAACCGCAAACAGUAGUGAUUUAUUUAAAGGUAAAUACCGUGUAUCAAGUGGAAGAUAGCUGAUUUUAUAAAAUUAGUCCAUAGGAUCCAUGAAAUGAUUCAGUGUCUCCUAAACUUUUUACGGAUAAAAUUCUUUCUUGUUUGGCAGGAAGUCACAAUUCUCUAUUCUUAUUCUCUUUUAACCAUAGGAAAAUAUUUUCUGUGUAGUUUGUAAAGGGAACAUAAUUGUCAUUCAAGGGCUUACAUGACUGUGACAUAAUCAGAAAAUAGCUAGUAGUACAGAAGGCCGAAAAAACACACCAUUUUUUUUUCAGAGUCUAUUUCUCUAGUUAAUAGUUUUAACUCGUCAACCACAACAUAAAGGUACCGCGAGCACUAGUGAUUUUUUUGUUUUAACAUUUAAAAUGAAGGUUUGUAUUUUUUCUUAAAGGGGAUACGAACCGGUUAAAAUGCUCACAAUUCCGUAUAUCCCGCGCACAUAUUAAAAAUUCGGCAAACGCGCUUUGCGCAAUGAACAGAUCAGCGCACUUUGCUCGCUGGUUCAGUAUUUUUUUUCAAAAAGUAUAUUACAAAGAAAUAUUUCAGCGAGACUCAUUCUCGAUGAAAACAUGACCAAAGCUGGAGAAGAUAAAAAGUCUAGAUAUAUCUAUAUGUUCGAGUUUCUAAAUUACCUACAUGCCGUAAAAAUAGCCAUUUUGUUUUUCGCCGCCAUCAGCUUGACUUUAGUGUAAGUCACUAGUCGAAAACCAACAGUCGUUCCUUAGCCCCUUUAACAAAAUUUAAACAAAAAUCGCUUGGAAAAGUUGUACAAGUUCAGAAUUUUAACGGUUUGAGAUUUUCGCAUAACACAUAAAUUUUAUUUACUAGUUGUCAGAAAUGUAUUUUUCUCGUUUUUGUUUUUGUUUUUUUUAAUACGUAACUUUGCGCGAUCUUUUAUCACUUUUUUCAAAGUCACUAAUAGAGUUUUUUAAUUUUAUUUGUUUCCUUCUUAGUUUCACAGUGUUUCAAUAGCUUCGCCAACCGGUUUGUAUCAAAAAAACCCUGGUUAAACAAGCCAACAAUUCUAUAUUCGGAUUCAUCACACAAGAAUUGGGUUUUCGUAUUAGGCAGUUAAUAAGUAUUAUACUUUUGUAAAAAAAUUUUAUUAUCGUUUUGGGUUUCGCAGCAUGUCUUUGUCAAGUUACUGUUUGCUAAGUGAUCACACGAGCGAAAGAGAAGUCUGAUUAUGUACGAAUUUUUUGUUUUUUUGUAAUUAAUAUUUGUAGUUUUGAAUGUAUUAUAAGUGACAAGAGGUAAUAAACUUAGAUUGGGAA